UUGUUUUGCAUGCCAUCCAUGCAGAUAAUUUCAGCUGGGGCCGCGGUCUGUUGAAUGGAGUGCAGGAGUUAGCCUCUGAUGCCGAACCAUUGGGAUUUCCAACAACUGGACAGCGGAUCACCAGAGUUUUACUUGUCCCCCCCACGGGGACCAAUCAGAGCGCCCGGUUUUGAAAGGGUAGAUGGGAGUUGUAGUUCACUCCUCAGCUGGCGUCAUUGAACGAAGACGCCCAUCAUGCCGUGCGCGAUCCGGCCUCCCCUCCCGCGCAUGCGUUGUGACGAUGCUGCCCCCCGGCCUCUGACGGCGGCCUGGUGCUUCUCCUUGAGCGGUGUUCGGCUUUGCUGCCGGCAAUGGAGGCGCUCUGAACCCUCGGCAACUAGCGGUCGGUCGACGAGAGACGCAGCGGUCUGGCCAGGGAACAAGGUGUCGGUCGGGGCGUUCUGUCUGCAGCAGCGAUGGAGGCGCUGAUUCCGGUCAUUAACAAGCUGCAGGAAGUGUUCAACACAGUGGGAGCCGAUAUCAUCCAACUGCCGCAGAUCGUGGUGGUGGGGACACAGAGUAGUGGAAAAAGCUCAGUGCUGGAGAGUCUAGUGGGAAGGGACUUACUCCCCAGAGGUACUGGCAUUGUGACUCGAAGACCUCUGGUUCUGCAGCUAGUGAAUAUUUCUCCAGAAGAACAGCGGAAAGCAUCGGGUGAUGAUGACGAAGCAGCCGCGUGGAAAAAUUACGGCCAGCCUUACAAAGGAAUUGAUGCAGAAGAAUGGGGAAAGUUUCUUCACACAAAAAAUAAGAUCUACACAGAUUUUGAUGAAAUUAGACAAGAAAUAGAAAAUGAGACAGAAAGAGUUUCUGGUGGCAAUAAGGGAAUUAGUGAUGAACCAAUUCACCUCCGGAUCUUCUCACCACAUGUUGUUAACCUUACACUUGUUGACCUUCCUGGAAUGACCAAGGUGCCUGUGGGUGACCAGCCUCGAGAUAUUGAACUGCAGAUAAAAGAUCUCAUACUGCGGUACAUCAGCAACCCAAACUCAAUCAUCUUAUCUGUCACUGCUGCCAAUACUGACAUGGCAACCUCGGAAUCACUUAAAAUUGCCAGAGAAGCUGACCCAGAAGGGCGGCGAACACUUGCUGUUAUCACAAAAUUAGAUCUUAUGGAUGCUGGCACUGAUGCUAUGGAUGUGCUUAUGGGAAGAGUUAUCCCAGUCAAACUGGGCAUCAUUGGAAUUGUCAACAGGAGUCAACUGGAUAUCAACAAUAAGAAAUCUGUGGCAGAUGCUUUAAAGGAUGAACAUGCAUUUCUACAAAAGAAAUAUCCCUCACUUGCUAAUAGAAAUGGAACCAAAUAUCUAGCCAAAACUUUGAACAGAUUGCUCAUGCAUCAUAUCCGAGAUUGCUUGCCAGAGCUGAAGACCAGGAUAAACGUAUUGGCAGCUCAGUACCAAUCUUUAUUGAACAGUUAUGGCGAACCGGUAGAGGACAAGAGUGCCACUCUUUUGCAGCUUAUUACCAAGUUCGCAGCUGAGUAUUGCCAGACAAUUGAGGGAACAGCAAAAUACAUUGAAACUUCAGAACUUUGUGGUGGAGCAAGAAUAUGCUACAUUUUUCAUGAAACAUUUGGACGUACUUUGGAAUCUGUAGAUGCAUUGGGUGGACUCAAUACUAUUGACAUUCUCACUGCAAUCAGAAAUGCCACUGGUCCACGUCCAGCACUCUUUGUUCCUGAAAUCUCUUUUGAGUUGUUAGUGAAACGACAGAUUAAACGUCUGGAGGAACCGAGCUUGCGAUGUGUUGAACUGGUCCAUGAAGAAAUGCAAAGGAUUAUACAGCACUGCAGCACAUAUAGCACACAGGAAUUGCUCCGUUUUCCAAAACUCCAUGAUGCCAUUGUGGAAGUUGUGACAUCAUUGUUGCGCAGGAGAUUGCCUGUUACCAAUGAUAUGGUCCACAAUUUGGUAGCCAUUGAGCUUGCAUACAUCAAUACAAAGCACCCUGACUUUGCAGAUGCCUGUGGAGUUUUGAAUAGUAACAUAGAGGAGCAAAGGCGUAACCGAUUAGCAAGGGAGCCACCCCCUGCUCUGCCUCGAGAAAAGCCUUCUAAAGUUUCCAGUGCUCUGUCGGCUCCUUCCCAGGAGUCUGCUGCUGCUCCUGCUUCUGCUGAGCUGGAGGGAAAGCCUUUAAGUAAAGAAGUUCAAAUACAGAAUGGGAAUCAGGAUGGAGCAUCAGCUGGAAACUGGAGAGGAAUGUUGAAAACAUCAUCCACAUCAAAGCCAGAUGAAGGAUCAUCUGAAGAAAAACCAAAGCAGCUUGCUGCUGGCAGUCCGCACAGGGGACCAUCUGUAAACUUCCUCGAUGUGCGUGUUCCUGUUUCACGUAAGCUUUCAGCACGGGAGCAGCGAGAUUGUGAAGUGAUUGAACGACUAAUUAAAUCCUACUUUUUGAUUGUGAGAAAAAAUAUCCAGGACAGUGUGCCAAAGGCUGUGAUGAAUUUCCUAGUCAAUUAUGUGAAGGACAAUCUCCAAAGUGAACUUGUUGGUCAACUGUAUAAGUCAAUGCUGUUAGAAGACCUCCUCACUGAAUCAGAGGAUAUGGCCCAGCGCAGGAAGGAAGCUGCAGACAUGCUUAAGGCCUUGCAACGAGCCAGUCAGGUUAUUGCAGAAAUACGAGAAACACAUCUGUGGUGAAACCUGUAGCCAUACAUCCUAAAAUUUCCCUAAGAAGACACAGCAAUUACUUGAAUGUCGCUGAAUUGAAAAAUGCACUGUUUAUUUGCUUAACGUGUUUAAAAAUAUAUAUUUAUGAACUGUUGGCUCUGGUACUGAAGCAACUAUAGAAACCAAUGUCAUAAAAUUUACGUCUUUUGUAGUUGUUCCUAUUGUGUAAUAUCAGCUCAUAGUUUUGUGGUGAUAGAAAACACAUUGUAAGUUUAACUUGGAAAAUAGAAGCCUUUGGAAUCUUG
This is a messenger RNA of Pristis pectinata (smalltooth sawfish), 2956 nucleotides long. RefSeq names its product dynamin-1-like protein. The record is from RefSeq and is a predicted model, not a curated record. The coding region runs from base 456 to 2681 and encodes 741 amino acids. The transcript is spliced from 20 exons. Gene Ontology annotation, biological process: mitochondrial fragmentation involved in apoptotic process; mitochondrial fission. Gene Ontology annotation, cellular component: mitochondrion; microtubule; cytoplasm. Gene Ontology annotation, molecular function: microtubule binding; GTP binding; GTPase activity. NCBI's taxonomy places the organism in Eukaryota, Metazoa, Chordata, Chondrichthyes, Rhinopristiformes, Pristidae.